This is a messenger RNA of Capsicum annuum, 2133 nucleotides long. RefSeq names its product pumilio homolog 15. Gene Ontology annotation, cellular component: cytoplasm. The transcript has 5 exons. Gene Ontology annotation, molecular function: mRNA binding. Lineage: Eukaryota; Viridiplantae; Streptophyta; Magnoliopsida; Solanales; Solanaceae. The record is from RefSeq and is a predicted model, not a curated record. The coding region runs from base 247 to 1830 and encodes 527 amino acids. Gene Ontology annotation, biological process: post-transcriptional regulation of gene expression.
ACCAAAUAUUGCAUGGAGAUUAUUUGGUACAGUGUUUCUCUUCUUCUCUAACUCUUCAUUCUCUUCCCAUAUUUAUCUCUUCUUUAUCCUUAUUUAUAUUAAUCACUAUUAUAUAUUCCUACAUAAUAUAAAAAUUUAAUUACUCUAUUUAUAGAACCCAAAUAAAAAAUAGGGUAUACUAAAACCCUUUUUUCUCUAACAAGAAGAAAAUCUUUUUUUUUUCUGUAACGGCGAUACUCUCCGAUUAUGGAGUGGGUUAAUAAUAACCCUGAAAAUAACUCAGGUAAGACGCCGGAAAAUAACUCCGGCGAGUUACUUCGACGGAAUGGGUUAACGGAGUUUCAUCCUCAGCCGUCUAUUGAGUCGUUGUUUGGUGGUUUAAGGAUUGGCGGUGAUCGGAGGCUCCGUACGCCGACGCCGUCGUUACUUGUUUCUCCGGUGGAUACUCCGGCGGGGAUUGUAGGUGAUGAUGAGUUGUUGAUGAGUUAUAGAGCUCAAGAAAGAAUGAACAAUGCUGAUUUUCUCCGGGCCUACAGUAGAAUGUAUGGGGCCCAGCAGAAUCUGAAUGUGGGCCCGGGCCAACUGACCCCGGGCCCGGAUAUUCUUGUUCCACCACCAUCACAGUCGUGGUACAACAGCAAUACAGAAGUGUACAGUGAAGAUGAUUACUUGGGAUUUAACUACAAUGGUUACAAUGUUGGUUCUUUCUUGCCCAGCACGGCAUCAGUAUUGCCAAUUAUGCCCUGGGUUUAUGACUACUCGAACACCUAUUUAUCAAGAAAUCUGAAUUUUGGGGCACCCAAUUCGAGGGACAAUAUGGGUAAUAAUGAAUUGAGAGGGAAAAUGGUUGCUUUAGCCAAGGAUCAACAAGGGAGUAAGAUGUUACAGGCUAAACUUGAGAAAGGGAAUAAGGAGGAAAUUGAAGGCAUGCUUAAUGAGUUGAUUGAUAGUGUUGGUGAUUUGAUGAAGAAUCAGUCAGGGAGUUAUGUUAUACAGAAGCUUUUUGUGCUGUGUAAUGAGGAGCAAAGGACUAGUGUUAUUCAGGCAAUUACAAGAAAUACCCAUCAGUUUAUUGGUAUUUGUUUCAGCCAACAUGGGGCUCGGGCAAUGCAGAAGUUGUUGGACAAUCUUAGUACUCCUCAGCAAAGAUCAUUGAUUUUAUCUGCUAUAACCCCUGUAGCUGUUGCACUGGCUAAUGAUCAGAGUGGUCAGCAUGUGAUACAAUAUUGUGUGAAGACAUUCUCUAUUGAGUACACCAGGCAUCUUCUAAAUGAAAUUGCAAAUAACUGCUUUGCAAUUGCGACCCAAAAAAGCGGGUGCUGUGUGCUGCAGUCAUGCGUAGAAUCUUCUCGUGGAGAACUCAGAGAUCGCCUAAUAGCUGAGAUAUUAACAAAUGCAGUGCAGCUAUCAGAAGAUCAAUACGGCAACUAUGUGGUGCAACAUCUUGUGGGACUGAAGUUACCAAGAGUUACAGAAACUUUACUGGACAGGCUUCAAGGGAACUUUGUGACUCUUUCAUGCAAUAAGUACGCUAGUAAUGUUGUUGAGAAAAUUAUCCUCGAGUCAGGAGAAGAGCACUGCACUAGAAUUAUCAGCGAGUUGCUCAGAAGUUCAAGUGCUUCAAUGCUACUGGUGGACCCUUAUGGUAACUUUGUCAUCCAGACGGCACUGCAAAUUUCAAAGGGCCAUGUCUUCAAUGCCCUGUACAAUCUAAUCUACGUGAACUCUGCAUCUAUGCAAAGUAACCUCUACGGGAAGAAGAUCCUUGAUCGGUUGUUUAGCAAGAAGGAACCACUAUACAGUACAAGAUUCCACAAGCGACAGGUAUAAGGUAACUCAAGGGUAGUUGACACUACUAUUGUGCCUUUAUUUUUUUGAUUUGUCCGACGGAAUUUUGGUGUUCAGUAGCACAUCCUAGUAUCCAUUUUAUCUUAUGUUGUUUGUUUUCUAUGUACGUUAAGAUCUGAACUUGUAGGAGCAUAAAGCUGCGUAUGUAACCGGAGCCUCAAUGUGAUCUAAAUGGCUCAUAGAAAUCGUACUGUAUAUUUUUUGGUUCUACGCUGCUGUUGGUUGUUAUAUCAUAUAUUAAUGUAGGGCAUGUAGACUAUUUGUUGAAUAAGCACUUUUAGUAUU